Clupea harengus (Atlantic herring) is the source of this 2627-nucleotide messenger RNA. RefSeq names its product basic helix-loop-helix ARNT like 1a (gene bmal1a). NCBI's taxonomy places the organism in Eukaryota, Metazoa, Chordata, Actinopteri, Clupeiformes, Clupeidae. Gene Ontology annotation, cellular component: nucleus; cytoplasm; transcription regulator complex. The record is from RefSeq and is a predicted model, not a curated record. Gene Ontology annotation, molecular function: protein dimerization activity; DNA-binding transcription factor activity. Gene Ontology annotation, biological process: regulation of DNA-templated transcription.
UAUAGGUUAGUGGUUCGACAGUCAUCAUCACGAAGAGAAGAAAGUAGGUCACAGACCGAUGCCAUUUAUGUCACACAUUUUUGUAGUAAUGUUCUACUUCGCAAGUGAAGUGAAAGCUACAUGAUACGCCGUACUGUCAGAGAUCAUUGACCCGUCGGUGGAUGGAAGGACCUGCUUUGAGAAGCACAACCUGAAUGAAUCUCUGUGAUCUAAUGGCAGACCAAAGAAUGGACAUUUCUUCAACAAUGAACGAGUUCAUGUCCCCCAGCUCAACUGAUCUAAUCAGCAGCUCUAUCAGCACCCCAGGCAUGGACUACAACCGCAAGAGGAAGGGCAGUACAACAGACUACCAAAUCGAUGGCUUUUCAUUUGAUGAUAGCAUGGAUACAGACAAGGAUAAACAGCUUGGGAGAGAUGAACAACAAGGCCGUAUUAAAAAUGCCAGGGAGGCUCACAGUCAGAUUGAGAAACGGCGGCGGGACAAGAUGAACAGCUUCAUAGAUGAGCUGGCGUCUUUAGUGCCCACCUGCAAUGCCAUGUCUCGCAAGCUGGACAAGUUGACUGUCCUGCGCAUGGCCGUUCAGCACAUGAAGACACUCCGAGGGGCCGCCAAUCCGUACACUGAGGCCAACUACAAACCUGCAUUUCUGUCGGAUGAUGAACUUAAGCACUUAAUACUGAGGGCCGCCGAUGGCUUUCUCUUUGUUGUCGGCUGUGAUCGUGGGAAGAUCCUGUUCGUUUCAGAGAGUGUUUAUAAAAUCCUCAAUUAUAGCCAGAAUGACCUGAUUGGCCAGAGUUUGUUUGAUUACCUGCAUCCUAAAGAUAUUGCCAAAGUCAAAGAGCAGCUGUCGUCGUCAGACACCGCGCCGCGGGAGAGACUCAUCGAUGCUAAAACUGGCCUUCCUGUGAAGACAGACAUCACUCCUGGCCCGUCUAGACUGUGCUCAGGGGCCAGACGCUCCUUCUUCUGCCGGAUGAAGUGCAACCGACCCUCUGUCAAAAUGGAGGAAAAGGACUUCUCCUCCACCUGUUCAAAAAAGAAAGCUGACCGCAAGAGCUUCUGCACCAUCCACAGCACAGGCUACCUGAAGAGCUGGCCGCCCACCAAGAUGGGCCUGGACGACGACAACGAGCCUGACAAUGAAGGCUGCAACCUGAGUUGCUUGGUGGCCAUUGGCCGUCUGCACCCUCACAUUGUGCCCCAGUCAAUGAACGGAGACAUUCGUGUCAAACCCACUGAAUACGUCUCUCGCCACGCCAUAGAUGGCAAAUUUGUGUUCGUUGACCAGAGGGCCACGGCUAUACUUGCAUAUUUACCCCAGGAACUUCUAGGUACUUCCUUCUACGAGUAUUUCCACCAGGAUGACAUUGGACACCUGGCGGAAUGUCACAGACAAGUGCUGCAGAUGCGGGAGAAGAUCAAUACAAACUGUUACAAGUUCAAGAUCAAGGACGGCUCCUUCAUCACCCUGAGGAGCCGCUGGUUUAGCUUCAUGAACCCCUGGACUAAAGAGGUGGAGUACAUCGUCUCCACAAACACCGUGGUCUCAGGUAGUGUGCUUGAUGGAGCAGACCCCAAUUACCCCCAGCCUGCUUCAUCGCCUCAGAGUAUGGACAGCAGCGUGUUGACGUCAGGCGGUGAUGGUGGAGGGAAGCGUGCGCUUCAGAUAGUGCCUGGCAUUCCCGGGGGCACGCGUGCUGGAGCCGGCAAGAUUGGCCGCAUGAUCGCUGAAGAAGUCAUGGAGAUCCAGAGAAUUCGAGGCUCGUCUCCCUCAAGCUGUGGUUCCAGCCCCCUGAACAUCACCAGCACGCCCCCUCCGGACACCUGCUCGCCUGGGGGAAAGAAGAUUCAAAAUGGGGGAACUCCAGACCUUCCCUCAGCAGGAAUGGGGCCAGAUUCGAUAGGAUACCCAUACUCAAACAACUCGAUCAUGAGUGACAACUCCCACCUGAGUAUUGACAUCAUGGAUGACCCUGGCUCCAGCAGCCCCAGCAAUGACGAGGCAGCCAUGGCGGUGAUCAUGAGCCUGCUGGAGGCUGACGCUGGCCUGGGGGGGCCAGUAGACUUUAGCGACCUGCCCUGGCCCUUGUGAGGGGAGGCUGGAGGCGCUGCUGGACUGCAGGGAGUGGGGUGGGGUGGGGGGGGGUGGUCCGGGCUCAGACAUGAAAGGCUGGCACCUAUGGGGGCUAUCAGCAGGAAGCAUGCCCUGUGCUGCUGAGGAUGGGAGGUGCAGGGCUGGUGUCCAAUAGGAACUCUUCUAUACACAUUCACACACACAUUCACACACACACGCUUCAGUUCACACAUACGCCUUCCCCUGCCAGACGUACUUCCAUACUGCCUGUUCACAACAACAUGCAAGUUAAGGCCCUCCUGUCUUCUCUUUUGACUGGAUCCGUCCUCUAAUGCUCUUAUCCCUUGAAGAAAGUCUCAUUUUUGUUUUGGUGUUCUGAUGUUUUUACACUACAAAUGGUUUCAAUGUUAAAUAUUCUUUAUGUGAAUUGUAUCAAAUCUUGUAAUUCUAUCAUGUAAGAAAUAUUAAUGCAAAGUAUAUAUGGUAAAGUGUAUUGUAUCAGCAGUGAGAUAUUUUUAAAAUAAAAGGUAUUUGUUUCUCUUGCUAUGGAAA